AUGUCCAAAGAUGAAGAAAUACGCAAUAUCCAUGCGAGACGUAAGAAUUUAUUAUAUCUGAUGCAACGUUAUUUAAAUGAUAAUGGUUUCUAUGGCACGGCGAGCGCCUUAAAAAACGAGGCCAAAUUGAGCGAUGAAUAUGAGUUGUGCGACAACAUAGACUUGGAUGGCAUUUAUUUGGAAUAUGCCAGCUACUAUCAACUGAAAUUUGGCAAAUAUCCAAGAGUAUUGAAAAAACAGCAGCAACAACAGCCCCUCAAGCUGGAACUGGCAGCCAAAAGAAAAAAAUCCAAACAACAAACACAAACACAGCAGACACCAGCAGCGGAUGUGGAGACGUCACAAAAUGUUAAGGCGGCCACAUUUGAUGUUAAUGACCUGCAAGUAACGGUUAAGAAAAUGGCCACACAAUUGAGACCCGAACAACAACAAUUACUCGCUAAGGAAAAAGAAAAUCUUACUGAAACGGAUACACAGUCUUUGACCCGCUUACAGGAAAUACAACAUGGCUGUGCUUCAUCAAACAGUGAUUUAUUGUUGAGUUGCCAAGAAUGGCAAAAUCUAGCUGAACUUGUAAAAUCCACCAUAAUAAAUGAUGAUUUGAAAUUGAAGUGGUCGGAUAUUUGUGGCAACAAUAAGGCAAUGGAAACUAUUAAGGAAGCUGUGCUAAUGCCUCUCAAUUAUCCUCAACUCUUCAAUAGUGGUUUAAAACCCUGGCGUUCUGUUUUGCUGCAUGGCCCACCAGGCAGUGGCAAAACUCUUUUGGCCAAAGUUUUGUAUGCGGAAACCAAACAAAAGGUAACCUUUUUCAAUAUAACCUCCAGCAUAGUGGUAUCCAAAUGGCGUGGCGAAUCUGAGAAACUGCUUAAGGUGCUGUUCCAUGUGGCCUUAAAACAUUCGCCUUCCAUAAUAUUCUUUGAUGAAAUUGAGGGUUUGACCUCGAAACGUGAUCGCAGUGCCGACCAUGAGUCCUCUAAACGUUUUAAAAACGAAUUGUUACAGCUAAUGGAUGGUUUGGAACAAUCCACAAUGGGUUUGUUUAUCUUGGCCAGCACUAAUUUACCCUGGGAAAUUGAUGAAGCUUUUUUGAGGAGAUUUGAGAAAAAACUUUUGGUUCAACUGCCCAAUGCAGUGGAACGUGCGGUAUUAAUUGGUAAACUAUUGCCUUUGAAUGUUAAACUAAAUGAGCAGCAAAUGUCUUCACUGGUUAAUCUAUCGGAAGGCUUUACGGGUGAUGAAAUACGUUUGGCCUGUAAGGAAAUUGCCAUGCAAACGGUAAGGAAAAUAGCCAAGGUUAAGUUGAAGGGUGAGGUCGCCUCGGAAGAAAUACCAGUGGAAAAUGCCUUCAAACAAGUGAAGCCUUUGGGUUUGAACUUAAUGCAGAGACACUUAAAGUGGCAAAAGGAUCAUGGUUCAUAAGGAAGAAAAUGUAAAUUUUAUAUAUUAAUUUUAACUAAAAGUUUGUUAAUUGAAAU
Molecule: messenger RNA, 1475 nt
Organism: Calliphora vicina (urban bluebottle blowfly)
Lineage: Eukaryota; Metazoa; Arthropoda; Insecta; Diptera; Calliphoridae
Product: katanin p60 ATPase-containing subunit A-like 2
Exons: 1
Coding region: 1-1419 (472 amino acids)
Molecular function (GO): protein binding; ATP hydrolysis activity; ATP binding
Source: RefSeq, a predicted model, not a curated record